AUGGAGUCCCGCGCGUCGCCGUUCCAGCCCGCAGCCUACGGGAAAGCCUGUGGAGGCUGCUCUAGGGCCAAGUGCAAGUGCUUCUAUCGUUCUGACGGGUCGGGGUGCGAAAGAUGCAAUCGCCUCGGGAGGGUCUGCGAGCCAGCCGUGCCUGUGCGGAAGCGCAAAGCCCAGCCGCAACAGUUGACUCCGCCUCCACCUCCACCGCCGUCGUCGUCACAGCCCCUCCAAUCAGCAAGCCGACUAGAGGAGAAGCUGGAUGAUCUAGUGACGUUGUUGAAGUCCCAGGCGGAGACCAGACACUCACAGGAGCUGCAAACUUCGCCGAGCAACAACUACAACACCCCUUCCACCACACACACCCUUGUCGAGUACACCGCCCGUACCCCAAACAUUGCCAUCGAUAAAAGUGCCGGCCUCGUCCAGUUGAUGCGGCCAGAAGACGGAUCCGAUGGCGAUGGAUCUGGCCGAUCGAUUCUCCUGCACGAUGUAUCAGUCUAUGCCAUCGCAGACACCAUGGCGCAACAGCAGCUGGAGACAUUCCGGUCUUCAUUCCUACCCAUGUUCCCCUUCGUACACCUCCCUCGCACUCUCCGUCCUACGAACCUACAGCAACAAAGACCAUUUCUGUGGCUGGUAAUCAUGGCUUUGACCACCAAGUCAGUGAAUCAGCAGUUCGCUAUGGAGGACACAAUAUGGCAGAUUCUAUCGCAGAGAGCGGUGGUGCAACACCAUGCAGACUUGGAUCUAGUCCUCGGUCUUAUCUGCUUCGCGGCCUGGUCACAUACGUUCAAGAAGGACAGGCCAUUCAUGUGUACUGUGGCGCAACUGGCGGUGUCCGUCGCGCUUGAGUUGAACCUGCACAAUGAUGCUUCACUGAGGGCUGGCGCGAAGACAAAACGACUUUUGGGAGAUCCAGAGCCUCGUGCUCGUACGAUGGAGGAACGCCGGGCGAUUCUUGGCUUGUUUCAUGUCACUUCGAUCACAUGGAAUGCGUAUCGGAAGACGGAGCCUCUGCGAUGGAGCACCUAUCUUGAUGAGUGUCUUCGAACCCUCUCACAGACUCCUGAAACCCACCUAGAUAUUGCACUCGUCUUUCAAGUGAAAUGUCUCCUCAUCAACAACCAAUUGACUGGUCCAGAUGCUUCCGCCCAGCCCGUUGGCGUUGAGAGCCACGGUGCCCCAUCACCGAUCCUAGUGUCAGCGCUCCUAGCCCAGCUUGGGGAUUUGGAGUCGAAUCUCCCUCGAGAGGUUCGAUCAAUGAAUAUCAUCCACUGCUACAUCCACAACACCGAGUUGACCAUUCGCGAGUCUGUCCUACGGAGACCCCGAGUACAGGACCACGGCGGCGUGGCCCAGAUGCAGCGUCUCCAGGACCUAGAGGCAACGCUGUCCGCGGUAGAAAAGUGGAUGCAGGUGUUGCCGGCGAUGAGGACGGUGGACUGGGCCGGCAUCAACGUCGACAACUUUGCGCAGUUCACCCACUGCCUCGUCGUCCUAUUCAAGCUGACCACUCUCAACGAGCCAGGGUGGGACACAGCCGAGGUCGAGAGGCGCCUCGAUCUGUUUGACAUCAUGGACAAGUCCAGCGACCUGAUCGCCAGCAUACCUGGGGAGAUUGGCCUGAUCGAGGCGGACGGGCCCAGGAAGGGCAUCUUUCCCAAGGCUGCGGCACUCAUGAGAGCUAUCAAGGCUUUGUUCAUGGCCGAGUUGAAGGGGGAGCAGGCGGAGAGCAGACCGCCGGAUCCGUCCAAGCAGACACAGACACAAGAUGACGCCGAGAUGGAUGCUUCUGGUUUCGAUCCAUCCCUUCUCGCAACAGACGAGUUCCUGCUCAACUUUUCGAACGAGCCAUGGCUGGCAGAUAUCUUUACGGACAACUGGUAUUUGGACCCCAGCUUACAGCAGGAGCCUAUUGUUGUCGGCUGGGAUGGUGGGCAGUCUGGGUGA
Molecule: messenger RNA, 1950 nt
Organism: Thyridium curvatum
Lineage: Eukaryota; Fungi; Ascomycota; Sordariomycetes; Thyridiales; Thyridiaceae
Exons: 3
Coding region: 1-1950 (649 amino acids)
Biological process (GO): regulation of DNA-templated transcription
Cellular component (GO): nucleus
Molecular function (GO): zinc ion binding; DNA-binding transcription factor activity, RNA polymerase II-specific; transcription cis-regulatory region binding
Source: RefSeq, a predicted model, not a curated record